Propithecus coquereli (Coquerel's sifaka) is the source of this 1493-nucleotide messenger RNA. It is a transcript of the gene WDR45, whose product is annotated as WD repeat domain 45. The record is from RefSeq and is a predicted model, not a curated record. Gene Ontology annotation, biological process: autophagy of mitochondrion; nucleophagy; protein localization to phagophore assembly site. The transcript has 11 exons. Lineage: Eukaryota; Metazoa; Chordata; Mammalia; Primates; Indriidae. Bases 104 to 1189 code for a protein of 361 amino acids. Gene Ontology annotation, cellular component: phagophore assembly site membrane; cytosol; extrinsic component of membrane. Gene Ontology annotation, molecular function: phosphatidylinositol-3,5-bisphosphate binding; phosphatidylinositol-3-phosphate binding; protein binding.
CGGGCGCCAAGGCCCGGGAGGUCAGAAAGCCGUGCCGCGGGCGGCACCGACAGGUGGGGCCGGGGUCGGGGACGCGCGGACGUCAGGAGAGCAAUCCCGGACCAUGACUCAGCAGCCACUUAGAGGAGUGACAAGCCUGCGUUUCAACCAAGACCAAAGCUGCUUUUGCUGCGCCAUGGAGACCGGUGUGCGCAUCUACAAUAUGGAGCCAUUGAUGGAGAAGGGGCACCUGGACCAUGAGCAGGUGGGCAGCAUGGGCCUGGUGGAGAUGCUGCACCGCUCCAACCUUCUGGCCCUGGUGGGCGGUGGUAGCAGCCCCAAGUUCUCAGAGAUAUCAGCAGUGCUGAUCUGGGACGAUGCCCGGGAGGGCAAGGAUUCCAAGGACAAGCUGGUGCUGGAGUUCACCUUCACCAAGCCAGUGCUGGCUGUGCGCAUGCGCCAUGACAAGAUCGUGAUUGUGCUGAGGAACCGCAUCUACGUGUACUCCUUCCCCGACAAUCCCCGGAAGCUGUUUGAGUUUGAUACACGGGACAACCCCAAGGGGCUCUGUGACCUCUGCCCCAGCCUGGAGAAGCAAUUGUUAGUGUUCCCAGGGCACAAGUGCGGGAGUCUGCAACUUGUGGACCUGGCAAGCACAAAGCCUGGCACCUCAUCUGCUCCAUUCACCAUUAAUGCCCAUCAGAGUGAUGUAGCCUGCGUGUCCCUGAAUCAGCCAGGCACCGUAGUAGCCUCAGCCUCCCAGAAGGGUACCCUCAUUCGCCUCUUUGACACGCAAUCCAAGGAGAAACUGGUGGAGCUGCGCCGAGGCACUGACCCUGCAACCCUCUACUGCAUUAACUUCAGCCACGACUCCUCAUUCCUCUGUGCUUCCAGUGAUAAGGGCACGGUCCAUAUCUUUGCUCUCAAGGAUACCCGCCUCAACCGCCGCUCCGCGCUGGCUCGCGUGGGCAAGGUGGGGCCUAUGAUUGGGCAGUACGUGGACUCUCAGUGGAGCCUGGCAAGCUUCACCGUGCCUGCUGAGUCAGCCUGCAUCUGCGCCUUUGGUCGCAACACUUCCAAGAACGUCAACUCUGUCAUUGCCAUCUGCGUAGAUGGGACCUUCCACAAAUAUGUCUUCACUCCUGAUGGAAACUGCAACAGAGAGGCUUUCGAUGUAUACCUUGACAUCUGUGAUGAUGAUGACUUUUAAGGACCCUGGGAGCUGUGCUAGGGACCUGCAGUGGCAGAUUACAGAGCUGAGCCUUGGGGGUAGAGUGCUGUGGAAGCCACCAGCCAACAAGCAUUAAUGGGGCCAGUGCCCACUUUUCACUCAGCAGAGCUAUCUCUAAAUAAACAGCUCACUUCCCCCAAGCACUUCUUAAUGACUGUGUGCCCAAAGGGCCAGGCCAGGAACCCCAAGGGAAAGUCUUAGUCCAACCUGGGGAUUUUUAAAAGCUUCCCGGGAAGAGAUGAUCUCUGAUGUGAUGAAUGUGAAUAAAAGGCCCUGAAUGGCA